Molecule: messenger RNA, 510 nt
Organism: Cooperia oncophora
Lineage: Eukaryota; Metazoa; Nematoda; Chromadorea; Rhabditida; Trichostrongylidae
Source: the annotation of a GenBank genome assembly
AUGCAGGCAGACGAGCAUUUGUGUCCUGUUUUCUAUGGUUCUGGCAGGGUCUCUCUUCGUCACUGUGGCUCCAUUUCGUCAAAACACUCGCACUGGUCAAUGGUUGGCUCGUUCCUGUUCGGGAAGCUCAUAAACAGCGUUACUUAUGCAGUACAUCCUAUCUACAUAUCAGAAAUGACGCCAACAUCAGUACGAUCGCUCUCCUAUGCGAUUAUCAACAUUCCACAGAGUAUAGGCAUCAUUGUGGCACCGUAUCUUCGUCAUAUUAGUCUCGGUCCAGAAUACGCAAAGUUCAUCAUUGUUGGAGUACUGUGCCUUAUCGCUGGAGGUCUCUGCAUUUUUCUCCCCGAGACGAAAGAUCGUCCUAUGCCGCCGGAUAUCAGAAGUCUAACCGCGCCAGAUGAUCAUACUGUCGAUCAGAGAGAUCGAGAAGAGCUGCUCAGAACAGCACUGAAUGAUGAUGAGAGCACCUCGGCACAGAAAGUCCCGGCCAUUCUUCAAGAAGACUGA